AUGUUCAAGCUAUUCAAGGAUCUAACCCGAGCACCAGAAUCACUCACCCCACCUCCUUCCACGCCUGCCGCCUCCUCUACUCCCGUACCGUACGCUACUAGAUCCAGGUCAAACACCAGGGCACGAAGCAAAUCGCCCGCUCCGGCGGGAUUGGGCAGAUCGAAAUCCCCCGCUCCUCCCGGAGGACCAUCUGCCCAUGGGCAUGAUGGAGCGGGCGAUAGUGGUUGGUCGAUAGGGACAGAGCUGGCAGUAAAAGAUGAGGAGAGCGAAGAUGAAGAUGAGACUGAUCAAGAUGCGAUCAAAGUUGUUGAAUAUCUUAGGGAGAUAAGGGGUUUGGAAGAUGGGUCGGAUGUCAUGCGAUACGUCGAAACUUUCUCCCAACUCCUAUCGAUACCUUGUCAUUUUAUCUCUCGAAGAGCUUUCCGUCGUCAUACUGGAUUCCGAACAUUGCUCCUCUCCCUCAGCGAAGGUCUAGCCUGGACUUCUAAGGGAGACUCGAAAGCUACGUUAAACGAGGAAGAAUGGCAAGUACGUGAGAUACAGCGAAUGGAGGGUGUCAGAUUAGCUUUCGAGGUACUGGCUUGGUCAUUGGGGGAUAGACAAAGUGAACAACAUUUCGAGUUAAGCAUGAAACUCGGCGGAUAUAUGUUACUGCUACCCAGUCUAUCCAAACUCUCACCUCCCUCUGAAUCUCCAAAUUCACAGAUCAUAGCACUUCUGCUCGCUCAUAUCUGCAAUAACAACUAUUCGAUCCUAUCUCUCUUCCAGUCACCUCCGACCACCUCAACUUCCACUUCGGAUCAAUCUAUUUCAUCCAUUAUCUCACAACGUCUGGGUGACCUGAAUAUCCGUCCAUCGACGAGUGGAGCGUUGAAAUUACUUUGGGCAUACAUUCGAAGGGGGGAUGAAAAAGGUAAAGGUAAACGGCGUCAAUCUCAUAUGGGAAGUUCUUUCGAAGGCGAAGAAGGCAGUGAUCAACAGCGUCUGAUUGAAAUUACAUUUCAAGUUAUAUUUGUUGUAGCUUCAGCAUCAACUCUCAACUUGUUUGCCAUUGUUACGCAAUUACCUCAAUUAUCUGAAUUUUUGGUCGUACGACUAUAUGGUAUACCUGAAAAGAGAACAUAUGAAGUUACCUUCCCAGCUAGAGACGAUUGGAUACAAGCAGAUUCUUCCCCUGAAGAGGAACAGGUAGAAGAAUGGAAACCUCCUUCGGACAGCCUGCGGAAGAUCUAUUUAGCCUUGUUUAGGAGAUUGUUAGAAGCUGGUGUUACCCAGACUUUAGUUUGGAGAUUAUUUGGAUUGGUCAAAACAACCUCACCUGUCGUCGUCGAACAAGGAGAUCCAGAAAAUAGUGGAAGUUGUAACAAUAAUGGCGAAGACGAAAACGAAGUGAAUAUAGCUUCCCCUUCAGAUCUCUCCCCUCCUUCAGGGGUACUCACUUCCCCCGAGCCUAUACUGGAUACACCGAAGGUAAAACCAAAGGGCAAACCACACCUGCAUAUCGAUGUCGAUAGAUUACCACCUGAUGAAGAGAGAUUACAUUUAGAAGUUUUGGAUCUACUAAAACAUGCGAUGAAAGCUCGCUGGCCUGAUGUGUUCGUGUUCAAAGGUGGAAAUGGAGAUACUCUUGGGGGGUUGCAGUUGAAAGAGACAGGUAGAACUUGGAUGGGAGGUCACAAAGGGUUCAACUUUUCUUGUUGGCUGCAUAUAACCAAAUUGAACCAACCCUUAACCCUAUUUCACAUGUCCCAAAAGGAUUCCAGACAACCUUUAUUCCAAAUACGGAUACUUGAAAGCUCCCAGAUAGGUAUAACGACCUCUGUACAUUCACAUGACACAGCUUCUUCUCAACCAUCCACUCCCCUCUCCGAGACUGCUCCACCUUCACCAAGUGACGGAGAGAUGAUCUGCGGAGCCAAUGACGCCUUGAUACCGCAUUUCCAAUGGGUUCAUUUCUCCGUGGGGUGUAGGAAACCGAAAGGAGCGGAUUUAGGUGAAAUCAGGAUAUUCGUAAAUGGUCUAAGAGUGGGAGCUAUGAGAAUGCCCUUCCCCGUACCUUCCGCCGUCACUUCAACGCAGCCUCCCCAGCUAGGUGUGAGAAGUGAGAUACCGAGGGAUGCUAUUCGGAUAGCGAUUGGGAGAGAAUAUAGACCUGAGGAAGAGGAAGUGAAACCUCGAAAAUCAGGUUCAGUAGGACGAGAGGAGGAAAAUGAAUGGAUGCUUGGUAGGAUCCUGUUAUUGGAGGAGGCUGUCCCUGAGGAUCUGGUGAGGCUGAUGCAUCAUCUUGGUCCGAGGUACACCGGUAAUCUACAAGAACCACUUGGAAAGUUUCUGACGUAUGAAGGAGCAACUUCGAUCAAUAUUUACCUCAGCAACUUGGCCAGAGUAGGAAACGAUAAGAAGAUAUUCACCCAUUCAUCCAAUUCCAUCCUUGUUCGAGCUAUACGGAGUGGACCAGCUAUACCAGAAGAUAUAAUUAUCCUUUCGCUCGCUGCUAGAGAUUACGAUCCUACCCUUGGAGCAUGUAUCAAUGCUGCUAUUCCACAUCCACUGCGUGCCAAACAGCUUCGUCAUGGUACCGCUCGAUUGGUUGGGAAUAUCAGUCCGUUUUCAGCUACGAGUUUGGACGACAGUACCAUUGCGGUCGGUGGGGGAUUAGUACUUCUGAAAUUAGUUGAUCUCAGUCGUACGAAGGAGGAAUUGAUCACCACUUUGGGAAUGUUCAGGGAUAUGAUUAAAGAUAGUUGGUCAGCUAGUGAGGAGAUGGAACGAAUACAUGGGUUUGACCUUCUUGCGGCCAUCCUCAGACCCAAGAUGUCGCAGUUAUUCGAUGAGCAAUGUGCGAAGAUCCUGCUUUCGAUGUUGGGUAUCAAUAUGGAUAAACCUGCCACGGCAACAGUACAUAAUUCCGUAGCUUACAGAGCUCUCGGGCUGGAGUUCGAGCUUUGGUCUUAUGCCUCAGAUGACGUGGUCCGAUUCUACUUGAAACAUUUCGAAUACCUCUUAUCAACUUCGAAACAUAAGAGAUUCAACGUAUUGAGAACUUUCCAGAAAUCUGCUGUGGUGAAGAAGAUGUUAUAUGCACUAAGGUCUGGUCUGUUCGAUUUAGAGAUUGUACCUGAUGUAGUUGACGCGUUGAGGUUGGCUCUGGAAGCAAGAUGGAGUGGUGAAGAUGCUAUCAAACCUGUAUUUUCAUACCUGGUCUCCUCUCUAUGUCAGAAUAACAUGUCUUUCAGUUUGAACCCUACAAAUGAACCACCUCCUUACCAAGUACCUGCAGCUCUUAUACUCAACAUGAUCGCUUCUUUGUGCGCCGACAAGGCCCGGUUGAAAAAACUGAACAAGUCCGUUGCCUUGCAUCGACUGUUGGUCAUUUUUAUCUCUUCCAACGCAUCAUAUUACGUUGUCAUACCAUGUCUGGAAAUCUUGGAAAGGUGUACUUCAGCAACAUCAUCUUCAUCUUCCGAUCAAUUCCAGAGGGCGUUCGAGAAUGAAGGUGGUUUUGCAUUACUUGCUACUACACUCGCACCCAUAUGGAGAUCCGAUAUCCAGACUAUGGUAAUUAGGAUGAUGCUUGGUGAAGAUCGUAAUACAAAAUCUCUACAAUCACCUCACAUGGCUACUUGUGUACUUGCUGCUUUGGACUCGAUGCUUCAACAAGCUGGAGAUUCCGAUGAUGCGGGAUAUAUGCCUUCCUUACAAGGCCGAAGAAGGUCGGUCGCUUCUAUUAGGUCAAUGAGCUAUUUGUCGGCGGUAAAUGAUAACUCGACCGGCAGCGAUGAUAAUCGAUUAGAGGGUUUACUCAAAGAGAUCACCUUGAUAUACCGCUCUUCCUCCGGAUUCCGCAAACAGUUCACAUCAAAGAAGGUCGAAGCUCUCUUACCUAACAUAGCAGAUUUCGCGGCUGUUUCAGCAGGGUCGACCGGGAAACCAGAAAUCAUCAGAGGACAGAGAGAAGCUGCAGCUGAGUUGAUGACGGCGCUGGUAGAAUCGGCCAAAUUACCAGUGGCAUUGGUCAAUCAGAUCAAACUCCUUGUUGAGCAGCUUUCCACUCAACCACCGUCACCUAAAGCUACAACUUCAUCAUCAUUCAUCAUGUCUCCUACAUCACCUAGAAUAGGAGGAUCUUCUUCAUAUUUUGGACAAUCCUUUUCCGGUAGAUUCGGUUCUUCCCCUGUUAGUACACCUGGCAUAGGUGGUGGUCCAUCCAGAAGAAGACCGUCCAUGGAUAUGCCUGGAUUUACAAAGUCCAGAUCAAUUAUGGAACAACGAGUACCCCUGAAAAGAGUGAUCACGGGAGAAUCGAUAUUGGAAGGUGGCAAAGAUAAGAAUGCUGCUUGGAAGAUGAUCAUUAUACAAACUGACUUGCAAAGCCAUUCUAAGAUGACCUUGGAGAGGAAGGAACAUUGGCAGAAGCUCUCUUCGAUCGACUGGCCUAGACAAGCAGCGGCGCUGCGAGCGGAGAAUGGACUAUGGCCAGAGAAGGAAGACAAAGUUUAUUGGCGUCUGGAUGGGAGUGAGGGACCUCUCCGUAUGAGAGCUCGACUGGAAAGAGUUACCAACCUUCCUGAAUCUGGAGUAUCGCGCACUCGACAUAAGCUGAGAGAUGCCAUUCCAUCUGUCGAUGAGCUGUCCUCAGCAGUAUCGAAAAUCAACGUCGCACCAUGGGAAGACCCAUUUGCCCUGGCUUUAGGUGACUCGGCACCUAUAGCAGAAGAAGAACCGCUCUUACUCCCAUCUACCACAUCCGGAGGGGCCGCUACGCCUUCGGCGGGAAGUGGGACUGGAAAUGGGGCAGGCUCGAAUCAGGCCCCGAGUGUAGCUUCGGAUGAAAAUGGAGAGAUUGAGAGUUACCUGGAAGUGGAAGAUGAUAAGAAUGAUAAGAUGAGGAGGAUUGCUAGGACUCUACAGGCUGGUGAUGUUGUAGAGGAAGCUCAUAAUAUCGUUCGAAUAGUCGGGGUAGAUGCUUGUCCCGGAUUACUGAUUCUUGGAAAGAAAAAUUUAUAUUUGGUCGAUGGACUUGUGCAAACUGCUGAUGGCGAGGUGAUUGAUGCGAAAGAUGCUCAGAAAGAUGUCUUGUCUAUUCCAUCGGGAACUCUAGCAGGUUUAGACGCAGGUGAUCAACAAAGUCAUAGAUGGUCAUACAAUGAAAUUGUGGAAAACAACAAACGAGCCUUCCUUUUCAGAGAUGUAGCUUUAGAACUGUAUUUCUCGGACAAACGAAACUUCCUAAUCGUCUUUCAAGAUAAAAAAGAACGUCAAGCUGUCGUCCAGAAGAUUGGGUCUAAGAAUGAUCAUAGAGAUGCGAUCUCUCGGUCAGUCAUUGGUAAUUUCGUGGUGGAUACUGUUGCCAAAGCUAUGGAUAGAUCCGAACAGCAAUUGGAAGCUUUGAUGAGGAAAUGGCAAAAUAGGGAAAUAAGCAAUUUCGCAUAUUUGCAAUUACUCAAUCAAUAUGCCAACCGAACUCCGAAUGAUGUGACCCAAUACCCCGUUUUCCCUUGGGUUCUGGCAGAUUACACCUCAGAUGUCCUUGACUUGCACUCUGAUAGCAGUUUUAGAGAUUUCAAAUGGCCCAUGGGAGCUUUGACUCCAGCCAGAAGAGAGGAUGCGGUAGAAAGAUAUAGUGCGACCGAAGGAGUCGGCGAGAAACCUUUCCACUACGGUACUCACUAUACUUCUUCGAUGAUUGUUUGCGGGUUCAUGAUUCGCCUCUCACCAUUCACCGAAAUUUUCUUGGCUUUACAGGGUGGUAAUUUCGAUCUGGCCGAUCGUCUAUUCUCGAGUAUACCACGAGCUUGGGAAUCUGCUUCGGCAGACAAUAGGGGAGAUGUAAGGGAGCUCAUCCCAGAGUUUUAUUAUACUCCGGCGUUCUUAUGGAAUCUGAAUCACCACGACUUUGGUAGGAAACAAACUUCCGGAGACCAAGUGGACGACGUCAUACUGCCGCAAUGGGCAUUGGGCGAUCCCAUGUUGUUCAUACACAAACACCGAGAAGCGUUGGAGUCCGACUACGUCUCACGAUACCUCUCUUACUGGAUAGACUUGACAUUUGGGUACAAGCAACGUGAUCCAUCCGCCUUGAACUGCUUCCACCCUUUAUCAUACAGAGGAGCGAUUGACUUGGAGAAUAUAGAGGACGAAGGUGAAAAAGCAGCAUCGACCGCUAUAAUUCAUAAUUUCGGUCAAACACCUUUACAGAUUUUCAAACAACCUCAUCCUCAUCGAUAUGUAGGUGGGAAAUCAAGUUUACCCCUCUCGGUUCGAUUCGGUGUAGCAGAGCAUUGGCAAUUGCUUUUCAGAAGUAUAUUACCCAUAUCAGAAGCAUCAGUUCCGAUAGAUGAUAUUGUACCUCCAUAUGGGGUGGAUACCAAACCCAAGUCCACUCAGAAGUUUAGAUUGGUAGUUCCUGGACAUCCUCAUUUAUCGCUACAGUAUGGUUUUACGGAUGGUUCGAUCAGAAUCUAUUAUCAGGAAUCACAGAUCAAACUUAUUCACUUGGUGGAAGGCAUAUAUGUCGUCGAGGCAAUAUUCGCUUCCCCCUCUCUACUCAUCACUGUAUCCGGUCAUGGAGUUUUGACUGCUUGGAGACUGAAUAUAAAAUCAGGUGGAUAUCGACGUGGAGAUGCGACUUUACAGAGAGAAGCUACCCUCAGAGGCCACGUUGGCAAAAUCACAUGCUUGGCAGCAAACACCUCGUGGAGUUUGCUUGUGAGCGGAUCAGAGAAUGGCAAUGCAAUGGUAUGGGAUACGAAUAGACUGCGAUAUACCCGAACGCUACAGACGGGCAUGAAAGAGCCCAUCAAGUAUUGUGCAAUCAACGAAGCCGAUGGUCAAAUCGCCCUGGCUUCAGCUCGACACCUCUGUCUGUUCUCACUGAACGGUCAUCCGAUUGCAUCAACGACAAUCGAAGAGGGAUCUUCUGGAGCAUCCGAUAAAUCCUCUACCUACUCUGAGACAGAUGAUCGAAUCGAAUUUACAGGUGGAAUAUCAUUCUUAAAUCGAGAUUUCCUGAAUGGCGGAGUACUUUUCGUGAUAGGUGUAGGAGCAAAAGUAGUCCUAUAUCGAUGUGUUCCAGGUCAAAAAGAUCCAAUGGCCUCGGAUGAAGAGAUGGUCAGACCUUGGACUUUGGUCGAACAAGGCAAGAUCUCCAGGUCGGAUGAUCAUCUAGGUGGGGAAUGUUGUAUGGUCAAAUUCAUGGGGGAAACACUGUACGCUGCGUUCGAGCCUUCUGACGAAAAGUCGAAAUACAGCUUGUAUCAAUGGUCAUUACCUGAUGGACCGGCUAGACAUGUUUCGGAGAACGUAUCACAUCAUUGCAUGGCACAAGGUUGUGCGAGACAUUUCGGUUUGUUGGAGCCCAAGAGACAUUGUGGAGGAUGUGGAGGAGCGUUCUGCGGUACCCACGCCUUACAUGUCGAAACGUUUACUAUGAGAUAUUGCGAUACCUGCCGGAUCCAAUUAUCCAUAGCUUCCGCGCAAGGUAUUCUGAGGUCAGGUAGAGGUACACUUGCUCCUCCCUCUAGAGCCGUCUCGAGGAGGAAUUCCCUAACUGGGGGACAUUCGAGAAGGCCCUCGGCUGAAAUAAAAGCUACGGGUGUGGUAGGUACGAGUCAGCCUGCUUCGAGAAGAGGUUCGGCGGAUAAAACCGCUGGAACAGGGAAUGUAUAA
This is a messenger RNA of Kwoniella botswanensis, 7668 nucleotides long. RefSeq lists its product as uncharacterized. The coding region runs from base 1 to 7668 and encodes 2555 amino acids. Gene Ontology annotation, molecular function: protein binding. The transcript is spliced from 29 exons. NCBI's taxonomy places the organism in Eukaryota, Fungi, Basidiomycota, Tremellomycetes, Tremellales, Cryptococcaceae. The record is from RefSeq and is a predicted model, not a curated record.